AGGCUGCCGUCUCUCCGCUGCUCCUGUCGUAAAAGCUGCCGUCAGUGAACAGGCAGAAACGACAACAACAGACCGGUUCUCUCUGCAGCCGGACUUCUUGUAGUUUUUUUUUUAUUUUUAUUUUUUUAAUCUUGUUCUUCAUUUCAAUAAAUUUUUUGUUUCAGUAAAAUGUCGUCCUGGGUUCAGCAGCUGGUCUCCGUCGUCAUGGAGGAAUUCACGGUGACCGCGAAGACUGAAAUCUGUCAGAGACUGAGACCUGGAAACUCUCAGACUCAGGAGGAGCUGCUGGCCGUGGUGAGGAGGCUCUGCGAGGCUCUGCUGCAGGAGCUGAGGAGGCUGCUGGAGGAGAAGCGGGAGGAGAACCAGGAUCUCAAAGGAAAGCAGGAGGACGGUAAAGACUCUAACAUUCUCACUGUCCUGCGGACGCAAGCGCUUCCGCCUGCCGCGGGGCUCCCGCGGCUUCGCCCGCCUGGCGGGCCACACCGGCGGGCGCGCGCUGAGAGCGGCGACCGACUGACCUGUCCGGGGACAGACAGGAAGUUCAGCUGUGCAGAGUGCGGGAAGGAGUUCUCUAAACACAGUUACCUGUCCGCUCACCAGAGAGUCCACCUGAAGGACAAACCGUUUAAAUGUCCCACCUGCGAGAAAGGAUUCACCACGCGCCGCAGCGUCCACGUCCACCAGCUGACCGUCCACAGAGGGCUGAAGCCGUUCACCUGCGGCGUCUGCGGGAAGGCCUUCAGCCAGCAGAGCGGCCUCAGGGCUCACCUGAGGACGCACACGGGUGAGCGGCCGCACGCCUGCGAGCAGUGUGGGAACAGUUUCUCCAGCAGGAGCAGCCUGUCGGUCCACCGCCGCGUCCACACCGGCGAGAAGGCCUUUAGCUGCGACACCUGCGGGAAGAGAUUCAGCGUGUCGGCCAACCUGUGCCGCCACCGCCUCGUCCACUCGGGCCGCCGGGCCUUCAGCUGCGACGUGUGCGGCCGCAGCUUCACUCAGGCCGGACACCUGAAGGUGCACCGCGCCGUGCACAGCGGAGAGUGGGCGUUCAUAUGCAACACCUGCGGGAAGGGCUUCCGGCAGCGCAGCGCGCUGCUGCUGCACGAGAGGAGCCACGCCGGCAUCAAACCCUACAGCUGCGGCGAGUGCGGAAAACACUUCUCCUCGUCUACCUCGCUCAAACGCCACCAGCUGGCACACGGCGGGCAGAAAGCCCACACCUGCGACGCGUGCGGGAAGAGUUUCACCAGCGCCCGGGUCCUAAAGACGCACCUGCAGCUGCACGGCGGCAGCAAACCCUUCCCCUGCGACGUGUGCGGCCGCGGCUACAGCUCGCUGAGCUACCUGAAGACGCACCGACGCAGCCACUCGGAGGGGAAGCCGUUCGGCUGCGCUCAGUGUGAGAAAACCUUCUCCACGCAGGCCAGCGCCAACCUGCACCAGCGCACACACAGCGGAGAGAAGCCGUUCGUCUGCGAGGUCUGCGGGAAGAACUUCAGCGUGUCGCAAGAAAACCUGCAGCACAGCGGAGGGAGCUCUGAAGCAGAAUCCGGGAGGAGCGCUUUGAAAAACGGUCACAUUUGA
Xiphias gladius (swordfish) is the source of this 1584-nucleotide messenger RNA. RefSeq names its product zinc finger protein OZF-like. Lineage: Eukaryota; Metazoa; Chordata; Actinopteri; Istiophoriformes; Xiphiidae. Bases 169 to 1584 code for a protein of 471 amino acids. Gene Ontology annotation, cellular component: nucleus. The transcript is spliced from 3 exons. The record is from RefSeq and is a predicted model, not a curated record.